Messenger RNA from Girardinichthys multiradiatus, 3006 nucleotides. RefSeq names its product transmembrane protein 184B-like. The transcript is spliced from 11 exons. Bases 484 to 1764 code for a protein of 426 amino acids. Gene Ontology annotation, molecular function: transporter activity. Lineage: Eukaryota; Metazoa; Chordata; Actinopteri; Cyprinodontiformes; Goodeidae. The record is from RefSeq and is a predicted model, not a curated record. Gene Ontology annotation, biological process: transport.
CAUGCGCUCUCAGAGCAGCGUUCCAGCUAGCGGCUGUUGACGCACAGCCUGUGGUGUGGGCAGCGUAACGGUGUGUGGUUACUCUCCUUUGGACUGGUACUAAAAUAAUAGUUGUUUUUCUUUUCACGAACGUUUUUGCGAAGGACCUCCUAUUUGAGCGUUUGUCUUCGUGUUCUCUGCGAGUAAAGUGAGGCUCUGGGCGGGGAAGGUUUUGCUACAGACUAGCAGCAGCGAGCGGAUCAGCUGCCGAGCGAGCAACACUUCACAGCUUUUAUGGGAAGAAGGGGGUUUAAGUUUCCGGUGUUUAGACAACAAUGCAGUGAUUACAUACGUGGCUUGUUGUCGACUCAAUAUUAGCCUUUAGUCCUUUUACUUUUAGUUUGGACUCCGAAAGAUUCAUGGUCAGUUGGAGAUGAAGAGCUAAAUUGAUGCUUGGAUUCAGCUACAAAUGAGUACACCUCUUCCCGCCCUCUGUGUGGAGAGAUGAGUCAGCUUUGGUGGCGAGCCAAGCGUCUGUCGGAGAGGUUGGGAAGCGACUCUCCUCAUGGCAUUCCUCCAGGCUCCCCGAGCACUGUGGCCCCACACGGGUCCAACUCCUCUUGGGCACCCAUUGCCCCAAUGGUCAGGCCAGAGGAGCCAAUCUUCCUCAUGACGUCCACUGCCCAGGCUAUCUCUGGGUUCUUUGUGUGGACAGCGCUUCUCAUCACAUGUCACCAGAUCUACAUGCACCUCCGUUACUACAGCUCUCCAAAUGAGCAGAGGCACAUAGUCAGGAUCCUCUUCAUAGUCCCCAUCUACGCCUUCGACUCCUGGCUCAGCCUCCUUUUCUUCACCACUGAGGAGUAUUACGUGUACUUCGACACAGUCCGAGACUGCUAUGAAGCUUUUGUCAUCUACAACUUCCUGAGUUUGUGUUAUGAAUAUCUGGGAGGAGAAAGCGCCAUCAUGGCUGAAAUCAGAGGGAAACCCAUUGAGUCGAGCUGCAUGUACGGGACCUGCUGUCUCUGGGGCAAGGCCUACUCCAUUGGUUUCCUCAGGUUUUGCAAACAGGCCACUCUCCAGUUCUGUGUGGUUAAACCUCUGAUGGCGAUGAUCACUGUCAUUCUUCAGGCCUUUGGGAAAUACAAAGAUGGAGACUUCAAUGUGACCCGUGGCUACCUGUACGUCACCAUCAUCAACAACAUCUCUGUGACUUUGUCACUCUACGCUCUCUUCCUCUUCUACUUUGCUACACGUGAGCUGCUGGUCCCUUACAACCCCGUGCUCAAGUUCUUUAUGGUGAAGUCGGUCAUCUUUCUCUCCUUCUGGCAGGGGAUGCUCCUGGCCAUCCUGGAGAAAUGCGGCGCGAUUCCUCAGAUCAACUCCUCCGACUUCUCUGUGGGUGAAGGAACGGUCGCAGCCGGCUAUCAGAACUUCAUCAUCUGCAUUGAGAUGUUCUUCGCUGCUGUGGCUCUGCGCCACGCCUUUACCUACAAGGUCUACAUGGACAAAAGGCUGGACUCAUACGGCUCAUUUCCAAUCUAUGGACAAUACGGUCGCUGCGCUCCGAUGAAGAGCAUCUCCAGCAGCCUUAAGGAAACCAUGAAUCCCGGGGAUAUGGUCCAGGACGCCAUCCAUAAUUUCUCUCCGGCGUACCAGCAGUACACCCAGCAGUCCACGCUGGAGCGAGGCGGGGGGCCGUCCCUGUCCCGCAGCCACAGUAACAUCAGCACCCGGGGGGACAACGAGAAAACCCUCUUGCUGAGCUCUGAUGAUGAGUUCUAAGACUCUCUAAAGCUUACAUGAAUCUGAUCUUUUAUUUAAGCCUUAACAUUAAAUGUUAAAUUAGUUUUAAUUUGGAUUAGAAUGGGAGCUCAGAUUUAUGUUGGACUGAUGGUGGUGAUCAGACCGCAGCAACAGAGGUGUGAGAGAGCAUGAAGAGUGAGCUCAGAGAGUUGAGGAGUGACAAGUGGACCAUCAGAUUCUUUAAAGGCCAAGUUGUUAUUUGUGUUGAUGUCAUAUAGCAGCUAAACUAGCUAACUAGCUAAAUAUCUGGAAAUAUCUCCAGAGUAUGGAUUAGUACAAAUAACCGUGCCUCCUUAUAGCAUUUGGUUAAUGCACUUUAGAUGGUACAGCACUAAAGAUAAGCCAGAGAAAAUAAGUGCCACCUUCAUAUAAAACACAUGGCUUUCUUAGUUUUUUUUUCAUAUUAAAAUAUUGCCAAAAAGAACUCUGAGUUCCACUGAUUUUAAGCAUAGAGCUGCUUUAAAGUGAAAGGUACAGGAGCUUUGAUCUGCUGGCUUUAGGUGUUUUAUGAUCUUUUUUUUUUAUCACAAAUAAUUUUAUAUGUUAUGCUGUGUGUACAACUCAUUAACACACUGUCUGAGAAAUGUAUGUCAGCUAUAUUAUGGAAAUACUAUGUACUUUGUUGUUCUUGUAGGUUUGUUUGAUGCAAAGAAGUGAAAGUGAAUCCAACCUUCGGUUUAUGGUCUGUUCAGCCCUGACAGAACAGCUGUAGGAGAGGUUGUUUUGGGGUUUUUCAGCGUGGGCGAAGGGCCGAGCAGAAGGACGGCGCCCACGCAGAUUACAGAUUACCGAAGAAGCAGUGCUUCCUGCUGAGCUGCCCCAGCUGUGAUAUGCUGGAGUCUGUAAUCUUAUAAUUGAUGCUAUGUUGAGCACGGAUCAGGCCUGCCCCUGCUGGUUCUUACAUGUAAUGGCAUUUCAGAUUUAAUAUCAUGAUACUUUGGUUAAAGGAAGGCUCUAACUGUAGGGGGAUUCAUAUUCCUGACCGUACAUAAAUUUUAAUGUUAUGUUGAAAAGUAAGAAUAAUCUUUUAAGGAAAGCAGAAAAUUGUGAUUUCUGUGACCUUUCUCCAAGACAUGAUGGAAAUCCUUAACUUUUACAUCUCAGCCAUUACUUGCUGGGCUUUGUCACGCCUUGAAUGUAUAUCUUGUGUUUAUGAAUUCAUAAUCCAAUCAUGUUUUACAUAUCAAUUUAGGUUGACGAUUGCAGGCAAAAAACAAGGCA